CACUUAAAUGCUCCUACCUUAUCAUUCUCUCUCUCCCUCGCUCUCCCUACCUUCCUCCCUCCUUUAAAUGCGCUCUUACUACUUCACACAUUCCCUAGGCGGCUCCUCUCUCUCUCCCCUCCCUUCUCUCUCUCUAAGUAGUAUUCAAGAGAGGGUUCUGCGUCUAGGCUCGCCUUGAAGUAUCUCUGAGCUGAUCUUCAGUCUCAAGUUUUAAGGAUGAUGAUGAAGAGGUGGGUCUGUGGAGUGCUGAAACAACUUCAGCUCAGGUUCAGAGAACUAGCUGCUUCCUCUUUGUGGGUGGGUGAGGGAGCUGGUGCUUCCAGAACUGGGCGUUUCUGCAUAUUCUUGAAGAGAGCUUUCCUUGCCGCUUUCACCUGCGCUUUUGCUUUAGGUGGAGCAAUUGUGGGAAUAAUUUCAGGAGCGCUAAAGGGACAGACAACGGAGACAGGGUUCGUGAGAGGAGCGGGAAUCGGAGCAGUGACUGGGGCUGUCACUGCGGUUCAGUUGCUGGAGCUCAUGGUAGAUGGGGAGUCACUUUCUAAGGUUGCCCUCCUGUGCAGCUUAGUGGAUGGAAAAGUAUUCAUGGAAUGGGUAGGCCCGGCAGUGCUCAAAGCGUAUCAAUGGCAGGUGAGCAAUCUGGAAACACCUUACAGAGAAAUUUCAGACAUUUAUGACACAGACGAAGAUAAAGGGCUGUCCCAGAAUUGUAUUCAGAGGCUUCCCGAAUACCAUUUCCAGUCUAGCAAGAUGGCCAAGAUAUCUGAUGAUGGAAUCUGCUGCUCAAUCUGCCUCCAGGACUUCAAGGAAGGAGAAACUGGAAGAAGGCUCCCCAAGUGUGGGCAUAUUUUCCAUUUGGAGUGCCUGGACGCAUGGCUCGUCCGGCGAGGCUCCUGCCCUAUGUGUCGAGAUAGUAUAUGUGAUCAUGAGAACCCCGAAUUCGUCGCAAAUUGCUAUUGAACUCGAGUCGUGACAAGGGUUGAGUUUCUUUUGACAAACUGUACUAUAUGCACAUGCUGCUGCAAUAUCAAGAAGUUUAUUUGUGAAA
Molecule: messenger RNA, 1045 nt
Organism: Eucalyptus grandis
Lineage: Eukaryota; Viridiplantae; Streptophyta; Magnoliopsida; Myrtales; Myrtaceae
Product: NEP1-interacting protein-like 1
Exons: 5
Coding region: 217-957 (246 amino acids)
Source: RefSeq, a predicted model, not a curated record